This is a messenger RNA of Medioppia subpectinata, 1518 nucleotides long. Lineage: Eukaryota; Metazoa; Arthropoda; Arachnida; Sarcoptiformes; Oppiidae. The record is from the annotation of a GenBank genome assembly.
UUGAAGUGAAAUGUUGUCAAACUUUGAAGUAUUAGUGAAGUAUUAAUUGUGACAAUUAGUGCCCAUUAGUGGCCAUUGUAUGACAUGUCCUCUCAAUUGGCUCACGAUUUGAAUGACAAUAAGUGGAGAUCAGAUGACAUCACAGUUACCGGCGAUGAAGAAAGUGAAGUGACGUUUAGUUCAUUGAAUUUGUCACCUAAUGUGGGGUCAGGUCUUCGGGCCAAUGGUUUCGUGCGUUUAUCUGCCAUUCAAUUACAUGCCAUACCUUUAGGUCGAUGUGGUGUUGAUCUGAUCCUACAGUCCAAGUCAGGCACCGGCAAGACUUGUGUCUUUGUGGUCAUAGCUCUGGAAUUGUUGGAAGCGUUUCAAUCGACAGCCAUUCAAGUUAUUGUGGUUUGUCCCACACGUGAGAUCGCUGUACAGACCAAUCAAGUGAUCAACUCAUUGGCCACACAUUCACCGCACGUGCGCUCCUGUCCUGUGAUCGGCGGCACUAAACUCAAGGAUGACGUGAAUGUAUUGUCCGGAUGUCAGGCAGUGGUCGGAACCCCCGGAAGAAUCAAACAAUUAAUUGAAUUAAAUGUUUUGAAAACUAAUUCAAUCCGUUUACUAGUUUUGGACGAAUGCGACAAACUUUUAGAUAAUAAUUUCAGACAACAAAUCGAUGACAUCUUUGGCUCUUUGCCACAAAACAAGCAGACAAUAGCCGUCAGCGCAACCAUGACCUCAGAGUUGGCGCACUUUCUCACUCAAUAUAUGCGGACUCCUGUCUUCGUUAGACUCAAUGCUGACAAUCCGGCGCUCAUAGGAGUGAAGCAGUUGUACACAAUCACUGAAUAUCAUCACUUGAAUCACAUUAACUUUGAUAACAAAAUCGAGCCCUUGAUUGAAAUUCUGGCCAAUGUCUCCUUCUCGCAGUGUCUCGUCUUUUCCAACUAUCAAACCAGGGCGAGAAUGCUUUGCGACAAAUUGAAUGCAUUGAAUUGGAAGACCACUUAUAUAAGUGCCGAGAAGUGUCAGUCAGAGAGACUCAAAGCCAUAUCUAAACUGCGAAAAUACAAGUGUCGGGUUUUGGUCUCAACAGAUCUGACCGCUCGUGGAAUAGAUGUACAAAAUGUGAAUUUAGUCAUUAAUAUGGACACACCGUUUGACGCGCAGACAUACCUUCAUCGAAUUGGUCGCGCCGGCAGAUUCGGCACCCGAGGAAUAGCUAUCACUAUUGCUAGCAAUGGUCGGGAAGCGGAACUCUUACACAACAUUAUUAAAGAUUGUAAACUGAAUGUCGAAAAACUCAAACAUCCAAUUCCUGAAGACAUUUGGAAAAUGGAUGAUUCAGACGAAGACUUUGCACUCAUUGAAAAAGCAGUCAAUUUAGAAAAAGUGAAUCAAGAUUUGCCCGAAGACUAUGAAGAAUAUAAUCCACUCGAAAGAUAUUCAACAAUACAAAUAGUGAUGGUUUGGAAGAAAAUGGCAAAUAUUUGUGUGAAGCGAAAGAAGAGGUUUGCGAUGAUCUGUUGA